Messenger RNA from Saimiri boliviensis boliviensis (Bolivian squirrel monkey), 2268 nucleotides. It is a transcript of the gene SLC5A2, whose product is annotated as solute carrier family 5 member 2. Gene Ontology annotation, biological process: sodium ion transport; transmembrane transport. Gene Ontology annotation, cellular component: plasma membrane. Lineage: Eukaryota; Metazoa; Chordata; Mammalia; Primates; Cebidae. Gene Ontology annotation, molecular function: D-glucose:sodium symporter activity. The record is from RefSeq and is a predicted model, not a curated record.
GAUCCUGGGGAGAAUGGAGGAGCACAGGCAGGCAGGCUCGGCACCAGAGCUGGGGGCCCAGAGGGCUCUGAUCAGCAAUCCUGCUGACAUCCUAGUCAUCGCUGCAUAUUUCCUGCUGGUCAUCGGCGUUGGCUUGUGGUCCAUGUGCAGAACCAACAGAGGCACCGUGGGCGGCUACUUCCUGGCUGGACGCAGCAUGGUGUGGUGGCCGGUUGGGGCCUCUCUCUUCGCCAGCAACAUCGGCAGUGGCCACUUUGUGGGCCUGGCAGGGACUGGCGCUGCAAGCGGCUUGGCUGUGGCUGGAUUCGAGUGGAAUGCGCUUUUCGUGGUGCUGCUACUGGGCUGGCUCUUUGCGCCUGUUUACCUGACGGCGGGGGUCAUCACGAUGCCACAGUACCUGCGCAAGCGCUUCGGCGGCCGCCGCAUCCGCCUCUACCUGUCUGUGCUUUCCCUUUUCCUGUACAUCUUCACCAAGAUCUCGGUGGACAUGUUCUCUGGAGCUGUAUUCAUCCAGCAGGCUCUGGGCUGGAACAUCUACGCCUCCGUCAUCGCACUUCUGGGCAUCACCAUGAUUUACACGGUGACAGGAGGGCUGGCUGCGCUGAUGUACACGGACACGGUGCAGACCUUCGUCAUCCUAGGGGGCGCCUGCAUCCUCAUGGGUUACGCCUUCCAUGAGGUGGGCGGGUAUUCGGGUCUCUUCAACAAAUACCUGGGAGCAGCGACUUCGCUGACGGUGUCCGAGGAUCCGGCUGUGGGAAACAUCUCCAGCUCCUGCUAUCGACCCCGGCCCGACUCCUACCACCUGCUCCGGCACCCUGUGACGGGGGACCUGCCGUGGCCCGCGCUGCUCCUGGGGCUCACGAUCGUCUCGGGCUGGUACUGGUGCAGCGACCAGGUCAUCGUGCAGCGCUGCCUGGCCGGGAAGAGCCUGACCCACAUCAAGGCGGGCUGCAUUCUGUGCGGGUACCUGAAGCUGACGCCCAUGUUCCUCAUGGUCAUGCCAGGCAUGAUCAGCCGCGUUCUGUACCCAGACGAGGUGGCGUGCGUGGUGCCCGAGGUGUGCAGGCGCGUGUGCGGCACGGAGGUGGGCUGCUCCAACAUCGCCUACCCGCGGCUCGUCGUGAAGCUCAUGCCCAGAGGUCUGCGCGGGCUCAUGCUGGCGGUCAUGCUGGCCGCGCUCAUGUCCUCGCUGGCCUCCAUCUUCAACAGCAGCAGCACGCUCUUCACCAUGGACAUCUACACGCGCCUGCGGCCCCGCGCCGGCAACCGCGAGCUGCUGCUGGUGGGACGGCUCUGGGUGGUGUUCAUCGUGGUAGUGUCGGUGGCCUGGCUUCCCGUGGUGCAGGCGGCGCAGGGCGGGCAGCUCUUCGAUUACAUCCAGGCGGUCUCCAGCUACCUGGCACCUCCCGUGUCUGCAGUCUUCGUGCUGGCGCUCUUCGUGCCGCGCGUUAAUGAGCAGGGCGCCUUCUGGGGACUCAUCGGGGGCCUGCUGAUGGGCCUGGCACGCCUGAUCCCCGAGUUCUCCUUCGGCUCCGGAAGCUGCGUCCAGCCCUCUGCCUGCCCGGGUUUCCUCUGCGGCGUGCACUACCUCUACUUCGCCAUCGUUCUGUUCCUCUGCUCUGGCCUCCUCACCCUCACGGUCUCGCUGUGCACCGCGCCCAUACCCCGCAAGCACCUCCACCGCCUGGUCUUCAGUCUCCGGCACAGCAAGGAGGAACGGGAGGACCUCGAUGCUGAUGAGCAGGAGAGCUCCUCACUCCCUGUACAGAAUGGGUGCCCAGAGCCUGCCAUGGAGAUGGAUGAGUCCCAGGCCCCAGCACCUAGCCUCUUCCGCCAGUGCCUGCUCUGGUUUUGUGGAAUGAGCAGGGGUGGGGAGGGCAGUCCUCCGCCCCCUACCCAGCAGGAGGCAGUGGCAGCAGCCAGGCAGCUGGAGGACAUCAGCGAGGACCCAAGCUGGGCCCGUGUGGUCAACCUCAACGCCCUGCUCAUGAUGGCAGUGGCUGUGUUCCUCUGGGGUUUCUAUGCCUAAAGCCAACUGUAUUGGACACCAUAAGCCACAGCCCCACAGGAAGUGGGGGUGAGGAGCCUGCUCUGCUCCCCAGAAAAGGGACAGGGGCAGUGGGGUAAGAAGGUCCUGGCUCCCCUUCUCUCGGCCUUCCUCUGCCUGGGGCCCACUGCAUCUGAAUGACAGUCACUUCCCAUGCGGGCCUGGCCCACCUCCUACUGCAGUUGCCCUAAGGAAAAAUAAAGCUGCCUUUCCCUCCC